Messenger RNA from Peromyscus californicus insignis, 991 nucleotides. It is a transcript of the gene Timm17a, whose product is annotated as translocase of inner mitochondrial membrane 17A. The record is from RefSeq and is a predicted model, not a curated record. Gene Ontology annotation, molecular function: transmembrane protein transporter activity. Gene Ontology annotation, biological process: protein import into mitochondrial matrix. Gene Ontology annotation, cellular component: TIM23 mitochondrial import inner membrane translocase complex; mitochondrial inner membrane. The transcript has 6 exons. Lineage: Eukaryota; Metazoa; Chordata; Mammalia; Rodentia; Cricetidae. The coding region runs from base 107 to 622 and encodes 171 amino acids.
CCAAUCCCCGCCCAGUAACCCGCCCUCUCCUGGGAUCACUUCCGCCACGGGGAUCAGUUUCCGGAAGUCCAGCGUGCCCGGCACUCUCGCGCGGGCCGGAGCCAAGAUGGAGGAGUACGCGAGAGAGCCGUGCCCCUGGCGAAUUGUGGACGACUGUGGUGGUGCCUUUACCAUGGGUACCAUAGGUGGUGGUAUCUUUCAAGCCUUCAAAGGUUUUCGAAAUUCUCCAGUGGGAGUAAACCACAGACUCCGAGGGAGUUUGACGGCUAUUAAAACCAGGGCUCCACAGUUGGGAGGUAGCUUUGCAGUUUGGGGAGGGCUGUUUUCCAUGAUCGACUGCAGCAUGGUUCAGAUAAGAGGCAAAGAAGAUCCCUGGAACUCCAUCACUAGCGGUGCCUUGACAGGAGCCAUCCUGGCAGCGAGAAAUGGGCCGGUAGCCAUGGUUGGGUCAGCUGCGAUGGGAGGCAUUCUCCUAGCUUUGAUUGAAGGAGCUGGUAUCUUGUUGACAAGGUUUGCCUCUGCACAGUUUCCCAAUGGCCCUCAGUUUGCUGAAGACCACUCACAGCUGCCUUCAAGCCAGUUACCACCCUCACCCUUCGGAGACUACCGACAGUAUCAGUAGGACAUCUUUCCCAGGAUCCUGUAACUGGGUGGACUGUAGUUCAGUAGGGCUUCAGAAGAUGAAGUUACAGUCUUUAAAGCCGUAGGUGGGGCAGCCGUGGCCCAGCGGGCCAUGAAGAGACAUUUAGCACAUUUUUCUAUUUAAAAGAGACUCAGAGGGGAGAGAGAUACUGAGUUUAUUUAUUCACACUCGGAUUGCAUUUGUGAUCAAAAUAAAUGUCUAAUACCAUUUAAAGAGCAUAUAUAUGCUUAGAAGAUGAAGGACCAAAGGGCAAAUAACAGUGAAACUCGACCAUCAUUUCCUUCAGGACUUCUCUGCCUGGUGUUUUGUGUACAGUUAUUCAGACAAUAAAAGGUUCCUGAGACUUAA